AUGCGCCUUCUGCAGCGCCAAGGCGAGGACAGCUUCCGACUCGUCUAUCACGUUGAUGAGCAGAUACCGCCUUACGUAAUCCUUUCGCACAUCUGGGGAAACGAAGAGGACGAAGUUUCUUUCAAAGACUUGAUCAAUGGAACAUACAGAAAGAGAAAAGGUUAUCGCAAACUCGAAUUUUGUGCACAACAAGCAGCUGAGGAUGGUCUUGACUUCUUCUGGAUUGAUACAUGUUGUAUCGAUAAGUCUAGCAGCGCAGAGCUUCAAGAAGCUAUUGGCUGCAUGUUCCGUUGGUAUAGGGAUUCAGCCAAAUGCUGCGUAUAUCUUGAAGAUGUUCGAUAUGAUCCAUAUGAGUCUCUCCCGGUGUUUCCGGAAUUCGAAAAGAGCAGGUGGUUUACUAGGGGAUGGACACUUCAAGAGCUCCUUGCACCAAAAGACGUUGAGUUCUAUACUACAGAAACUAUUUCGAUCGGACGAAAGUCACAGCUGAUCGAUGAGAUCGCUGAUAUCACUGGCAUUUCUACAGAAGCUCUACAGGGCACACCAUUAUCGCGCUUUAGUAUCGACCAAAGGAUGAAGUGGACAGAGGGACGGAAGACAACGCGCCAGGAAGAUCUGGCCUAUUCGCUACUAGGUAUAUUUGACAUACAAAUGUCACUCUUCUAUGGUGAAGGCAGGGAAAGAGCGUUCGAGCGACUGAAGAAAAAGAUAAGAAAGUCUCAAGAAACUGUUGGCUCGAUGCCCCAGGAACCAGAACUUGUCGCACUUCGGUCUAACCACUUCGAAUUCGUUUUGCAUAGCCCCACAAUGCUGCACGAGACAGACGCUCAAUACAGCCUCCUGAUGGGCAAUGACUCGAACGAGGCCGGAAAGCCAGAUCUAUGUGCAGUGAAGAGAGGUGGUACCAACUUUCAAAACCUCAAAAUCAACCUCCUCUACGGAGCUUACAACUAUCAAAACUUCGUCCUUCGAAUAGCGACACCAAAUUAUACACCAUUGCGUGAAAAUUGGACCAUGACUGAACAAUCCAGUGCAGGACCAAUGAGCUUCUUUCUCGCAGAUUGGAGCGGUGAUGGUACGUUAGAUCUCGUAAUGAUCAAGAGGUUCUACACUAGUACACAGAGUACUGAGGUUCGAAUAUUCUCUGGAACCGACAAGUGCCAAAAGAUCUUAUUUGAAGGCGGUACAAAACUCGAGGAAACAGAUGACACAUGGGCUUUUGGCAUGGGAAAAUGGGGUCAGGGCAAAAGAGCGGACUUGAUUGCAAUCAAAAAGUCCAAGACUGCAAGCAAGACCACUGAAGUGUACAUUUUGGAUGGGGAUGAUCAUUUCAAGACCGUCAAACUGCACACUCAGACUGCCUUGCACGAGACGGAUUCGAAAUGGGACUUUGUAGUUGCUGACUCGAAUGGAGACGGAAAGCCCGAUCUAAUCGCCAUUAAAAAGAGCAGGACGACUACCAAAUGCACAGAGGUGCAUGUAUUAUCUGGAGCGUCUUCGUUCCAGGAAUUCAUUUUACGAGCGGAAACCCCGCUGUUCAAAAGCCACGGUCCAUUCGAAUUUGCCGUAGCGGAUUGGACUAGGAAUGGAAAGUCAGAUUUGAUUGCAUUCAAGAAGAGGGAAACCGCGACUGGUAACACAGAGGUGCAUGUCAUGAGUCAGCUGAUCUAA
Messenger RNA from Alternaria postmessia, 1671 nucleotides. RefSeq lists its product as uncharacterized. NCBI's taxonomy places the organism in Eukaryota, Fungi, Ascomycota, Dothideomycetes, Pleosporales, Pleosporaceae. Bases 1 to 1671 code for a protein of 556 amino acids. The transcript has a single exon. The record is from RefSeq and is a predicted model, not a curated record.